Messenger RNA from Dovyalis caffra, 1269 nucleotides. Lineage: Eukaryota; Viridiplantae; Streptophyta; Magnoliopsida; Malpighiales; Salicaceae. The record is from the annotation of a GenBank genome assembly.
AUGUUUCAAACUUCUAGUCCUGAUCAUGACUUCUUUGUUCGCCGAUGUAUAUGGGUGAACGGACCUGUCAUAGUUGGGGCUGGCCCUUCAGGUCUAGCUGUUGGUGCUGGCCUUCAAAGACAAGGGGUGCCAUUCGUUAUACUCGAACGAGCAAACUGCAUUGCCUCUCUCUGGCAAAACCGCACCUACGAUCGCCUCAAGCUUCACCUCCCUAAACAAUUCUGUCAACUACCGAACCUCCCAUUCCCAGACGACUUCCCUGAAUAUCCUACCAAAUAUCAGUUCGUUAACUAUCUUGAAUCUUAUGCCAAGCACUUCAAUAUAAAUCCACAUUUCAAUGAGACUGUGCAGUCUGCAAAGUAUGAUGAGACUUUUGGCUUGUGGCGAGUUAAAACCAUUUCAACAAGCAGUUCAGAUAUUCCUAGUGAAGUCGAGUACAUUUGUAGAUGGCUUGUGGUGGCCACUGGGGAGAAUGCAGAGAAAGUUCUGCCAGAGUUUGAAGGCUUGCAGGACUUCGGUGGCCAUGUUAUGCAUGUUUCUGACUACAAAUGCGGUGAAAGUUAUCGUGGAAAGCGUGUGCUAGUUGUUGGCUGCGGCAAUUCAGGCAUGGAGGCCUCUCUUGAUCUCUGCAACCAUAACGCAAGCCCAUCAAUGGUUGUUCGCAGCUCGGUUCAUGUCUUGCCUAGGGAAGUUCUUGGGAGAUCAACAUUUGAGUUGGCAGUAACAAUGAUGAAAUGGCUGCCACUUUGGAUGGUCGAUAAAAUAUUAUUACUUCUUACCUGGCUAAUCCUCGGAAAAUUUGAAAAACAUGGUCUGAAAAGGCCAUGUUUAGGACCUUUACAGCUCAAGGAUACUCAAGGUAAAACCCCAGUAUUGGACAUUGGUGCACUAGAAAAAAUAAGAUCUGGUAAGAUCAAGGUUGUCCCUGGAAUCAAGAAAUUCUGCAGUGGCAAAGUAGAGCUUGUUAAUGGUGAAAUUCUUGAGAUUGAUUCUGUAAUUCUGGCAACUGGGUAUCGCAGCAAUGUACCUUCAUGGCUAAAGGAGAGUGAAUUUUUUACUGAAGAUGGGAUUCCUAAAAAUCCGUUCCCUAAUGGAUGGAAAGGCAAUGCUGGGCUUUAUGCAGUUGGGUUCACAAAGAGAGGCCUAUCUGGGGCAUCUCUAGACGCUGUGAGUGCAGCACUUGACAUUGCCAAAAGCUGGAAAGAAGAAACCAAGCAGAAAAGGAAAACUGUGGCAGUUCGCCAUAGGAGGUGCAUUUCACAUUUCUGA